This is a messenger RNA of Anopheles merus, 603 nucleotides long. RefSeq lists its product as uncharacterized. The transcript is spliced from 3 exons. The coding region runs from base 1 to 603 and encodes 200 amino acids. The record is from RefSeq and is a predicted model, not a curated record. Lineage: Eukaryota; Metazoa; Arthropoda; Insecta; Diptera; Culicidae.
AUGUUGAAAAAAUUGAGCUCGCAGGACAAUAUCACACGACUGAUUAAAGCGAUCAACGAGCAAAUAUUGUACUUUAUUGCCUUCUUCAAGUUGUACUUCUACGUAAUACAUUAUCAACGCUGGGAGAAGCUGUUCUACGAUCUGCAACUUGCGUUUAGCUCGGUUAUGACCAACCCGAGCCCCGAAAUUCAAGGAAUAUUGAGACACGUAACGAAAUCGACCCAUAACCUUACCAAAUACUACAGUUACGUAGUAAAUUUCAACUGUGCAUGGUACGGUAUAUUCCGAAUGUUGUUCAUAGUGGUUAAAUAUGCCGUGACGGGCUCCUACGACAUGCCGCUUUCAACACCGAUUGAGGCGAAGUAUUUUAUCCCCGGCCUGCGUACAAACUUUUGGGUUUGGUUGCCGGUGAAUUUAGGACUAAAUGUACUGCUGGAGUGGCAUAGCUUAGCUUUGGUUUUCGUUGAAAGCUUCAUAUGGAAUCUUGUGUAUGCCACAUCCUGUAUGUUUCGAAUUCUGCAAAUUCUGGCCAACGAGCUUUCAGAUCGAAAACGGAAUGAAGGAACAUGGACAGUAGAGUUUGAAAAAUCUCCACUUACAUGA